AUGGGACUGUGCGCUUGGAGGCAAGAUUAUUUAAACAUCAGAACAAGAAACAUCAAGCAAGUGAAUAUUUCUUCUAACAAAUGGGCAGUGGACAACAUGGUACGCGAUGGGGAACACCUUAUACUAGUUACUGUAUGCCCCGAAGGGAACUAUGAGGAGGGCGAGAUACAGUUCUGGGAAGCCACCGGUUCCCCUUUAAUCCCUCUAAGUGAUUUCUCCGAUCCUAUCAUUAUGAAGAAGUAUGGAGUGAAGUGUGACCCUGAGACCCUAGACAUUGUAAACACUGCUGCUAUGCAAAAACAUAUUAUGGUGAUCUUGAAGAUCUACUGGGGAGAUGCUCGCGAGAAGAUAUGUGAAGCAAUUGAUAAAAUUCCUCUAAGCUGCCUUGUUAUAGGAAACAGAGGUAUGGGCAAGCUUAAGAGGGCCAUAUUAGGUAGUGUGAGCAACUAUGUGGUGAAUAAUGGUUCUUGUCCUGUUACAGUAGUGAAGCAGGUGGAGCAUGAACACUAGUUUGUGUU
This is a messenger RNA of Carya illinoinensis, 518 nucleotides long. RefSeq names its product universal stress protein PHOS32-like. The record is from RefSeq and is a predicted model, not a curated record. The transcript is spliced from 2 exons. Lineage: Eukaryota; Viridiplantae; Streptophyta; Magnoliopsida; Fagales; Juglandaceae. Bases 1 to 510 code for a protein of 169 amino acids.